Molecule: messenger RNA, 2511 nt
Organism: Paecilomyces variotii
Lineage: Eukaryota; Fungi; Ascomycota; Eurotiomycetes; Eurotiales; Thermoascaceae
Product: putative actin cytoskeleton organization protein
Exons: 2
Coding region: 1-2511 (836 amino acids)
Molecular function (GO): protein binding
Source: RefSeq, a predicted model, not a curated record
AUGGCCCAGAUAAGGGACCAAGAACAUGCUGCGUACCUGGCGCGGGAAGCUGUUAAGUCGAUAGAUGCGGGUAAGCGUGAGGUUGCCUCGCAAUACAUUCGCCAAGCUAUUGCGAUAGCUCCAGAAAACCCGGAGGUGAAAUCCUCCUUUCUUCGAGUGAGAGAGGACGAAGAGAAUGGCCAUCCGCUACUAGACCUCUGUCGCCGCUACACUACACAGAAAGAUGAAGAUGCGGGAAAGGAAGCCGGUCGUUAUCUCCGCACAGACGGACUUAAGCCCCCAGAGAACACGGCACUCGAGUGUCUGAAACUCAUCUUGGCGGAGAAGCCUGGAGAUUUGUCUUCUGCACAAGAUGAGAUCAUAUCCGGUCUGGUGCGACAAAGUAUCAAUGUGCGGCGCUUCUUUGCGAGUGAGCUCCAGAUCUCCGUGACUGCGUUUUUCGACGCCAUCUACGAUAGAGGAGAUGGGGCCGCUGUCUGUUUAGAUACGAUCGUGUUGGAUCCGACGCUCUGGAAGACCGAAGAUUCCCGGUCGCAUGCCGAGAGUGAACUCUUCCAGCUCUUCAUUGCCAAGCUGAUGGAGUCGGGCCAUGAUCUCGAUGGACGCUCUCUGAAAGGGAUCGCGCGGCUGCUGGCUGUCGAUGCAGAGAGGCUACAGCACCUAGUGGAUGACGAGGAGUUGGAUGUGAUCAUUACCUCGCUCGAUAAUAGACUUCCGCUUGAAAUACGAAGCCAGGCUACAUUGUCUGUGGCCAAAUAUCUCGAGGCAUCCAAGGAUGUUGGCCAGAAGCAGUUUUCCAAAAUCAUAUCAGCCAAGGUGAAGAAGGGCCGCGCAGAAGACUUGAUUAUUGCCUUCUCAGCUGCCGCGGCCGUAUUCCCCGUGGCACCCAAUGCAAUGGCUUCCCUCUUUCUCACAGAAGGCUUUUUGCAGUCCGCCGUGCCACUGGUCUCUCGCCAGGUGAAAAGUCGUAGCGUGGAGAUUGCAAUGCUGGAGUUGUGCAACGCCGCCUGCAUCGAUCGAGCCUGUCGGGAGGCGAUUUCGAAGCAUUGUUCGGAGUGGCUCUCCCACACGCUCACCAACGGUAGCAGCGAGAGUUCUGAUCUAGCGGCCGUCGUCCUGGCAAAGAUCCGGGCUUCGGAACCGAGUGAUCCUUCCAAAUCGAAUGGUAAGGCUCAGGGUGAUGAUAACAGCGUGCAGGAACUUGUCGAUCGAUUUAAGGGACUGAUGUCUGAACCCAAGGUCGAGAACCCCCAGAACACGGUCGAAGGUCUGGCGUACUCCUCCGUCAAACCUAAGGUCAAAGAACAACUGGCUAAGGAUUCUUCUUUUCUGAAGAACCUCUUUGGUUUGAUCCGCCAAAACAUUGGGGACACCUCGGUGGUAUACGGCGGCUUGAUGAUUAUAUUCAAUGUCACCAAAUAUCUCCCCAACAUGUCUGAGGAACAGAAGAAAAUGUCCCAGCUCAAGGCUUAUGCCAAUGCUUCUGGGCCGUCGACAGGGCCGGAUCCUCUCGAUGACGAGGAGCAUGUUACUGCACGCUGCAGCGCCGUGAUCGAAGCCGGCAUUGUGCCAGUACUUGUUGAGUGUACGAAAAACAACCUCGCCCAGACCUCUAUCUCCGACUUGGUCAGCAAGAUUCUCUUAGCUCUUUCCAAGAACCCAAAAUCUCGCGGCAAGCUCGCACAGCAGGGUGCCGUCAAGCUGCUGCUUUCUAUUCUGGCGCCUAAGAAUGGAAAUUCAGAUCCUGUCAUGAAUGAAACGACCCAAGCCGCAGCUCAUGCUUUGGCCCGGAUCUUGAUUUCCGUUAACCCAUCCCAUGUCUUCCCGUCUUCCGGCCUUCCACAGAUCACGUCCGCUGUCCGGCCGCUGGUGAUGUUGCUCAGUUCGCCAGAGAGUUCUGCCGAUCAGCCACGCGACCUUCUGCCUGCCUUCGAAAGCCUCCUCGCUCUGACCAAUCUCGCCUCAUCCCCAGAUCCCAGUGCAGCAGAGGCGAUUGUGCGUCACGCUUGGUCUACACUGGAAGAUCUGCUCUUGUCCAAUUCUCCAUAUAUCCAGCGAGCCGCCUGCGAGCUGGUUUGCAAUCUGAUGACCUGCGAGUCGGGAGUAGGCAAGUUUGCUGACGGUUCGAAGCGAGCCGCCCAGCGCCUCCACAUACUGCUUGCUCUUACAGACGUAGAGGACGUUGCCACGCGGAAAGCUGCCGGAGGCGCCCUGGCCAUGCUGACCGAAUUUGAUGCCGCUGUGGCAGCUGUCCUCGAUCGACCGCGCGGCGUCAACCUCCUGCUGGGGUUGUGCCAGGAAGAAGAUGACGGGCUUGUCCACCGGGGCAUCGCCUGCAUCCGCAAUCUAACGUGCGCGUCAGGCGAUAUCGGGGUCCGCGGGAGAGAGGCAGUCAGACGGAGCGGAGGGAUCGACACUUUGAAGGGCUGUCUCAGGCGGACCACCAACCCGGCGGUGCUGCAGGCCGGGGUUGAGGCGCUGAAGCCGUUGGUCGAGCAGAAUGCGGGGUAG